GUUUUUUUGUUGUUGACGACCUGUGUUGUAGUAGGGUGAGCGUCGAUGGCGUCGCCGGCUGACGAUGGUGUGUGGGCGUCGUGCUGCGACCGGCGCGGCGUCUCGCUCUGUCGAGCGGCCGCCGGUGCGGCGCCUCGCUCGAUCGCGCGGCGCGGCCUCGCUGGCGCGCGAGCGUGCCGCAGCUGCCGGCCGCGGCGGCUCGCAAGCUACUGUUGGGUGCCACGGCGCGGCGCCGGGCGUCCCGCGAGCGCUUUUGAGCCGCCGGCGGCUGCUCGCUGCACAGGUCCCACAGGGAUCGCUGCUCGCCGAGAUUUUGCAACCAGCCUCGCUGCGGCACAGAUGGAGACCUCGUAGCUUCCUUUUGUAGCGUGGAC
Molecule: messenger RNA, 374 nt
Organism: Pelagomonas calceolata
Lineage: Eukaryota; Pelagophyceae; Pelagomonadales; Pelagomonadaceae
Source: the annotation of a GenBank genome assembly